This is a messenger RNA of Hyalella azteca, 3619 nucleotides long. RefSeq lists its product as uncharacterized. The record is from RefSeq and is a predicted model, not a curated record. Bases 107 to 3619 code for a protein of 1170 amino acids. Gene Ontology annotation, molecular function: microtubule binding. The transcript has 17 exons. Gene Ontology annotation, cellular component: mitotic spindle microtubule; HAUS complex. Gene Ontology annotation, biological process: spindle assembly. Lineage: Eukaryota; Metazoa; Arthropoda; Malacostraca; Amphipoda; Hyalellidae.
AACCUAUAUUGACUGAGUCAUCAAUUAAUUAUUGUAUCAAUAGUGCUGAUCAGAUAUUAUCUAUCUUUGUGUUGGUGAUUCCUUCAGUAUUGUAAGACAAGCUUUUAUGGCUGCUCUACCAAGCGGUGGCAGCCCCAGUGCUGCCAACAAAUGCCUUUACUCAGCACUGGUGUCACUGGGUCUUGAUAUAAAAACUAUAGAGUCAUCCGAGGGCUUCAUCCUAACGGCUGGUAGCCUGAAUGACCUGCCAAAGCGGGUGGGGGAGCACAUCCUGCAUCACCUGCUCAGUGUCAUUGAUAAAGAGAAGACACUGAAGGCUUUCAGGGACUGCUGGCCACCCUUUGACAAGAAGAGAGAGGCGCAGUUCUAUAGGGGUGCUUUUGAGCUGUACAAGGGCCUUAUGAUGCAGAGUGGAGGGGCCGGGACACGCCUGGUGGUGUCCCGCUCCGUGGUGGCCCCCGGCUCCCCCAGGUUCAUGGAUACCCUCCGUCAGCUGGUCAAGCUUGCACUGAUAGCCUCUAUGAAAAGUAAAGGCGUCACUGCAGAGCUGCUGCAGCCUCCUGCAGCUGCGAUGACCACUGAGCAGCGGCGUGCAUUGCUUGCAGUGAUCCAUGUACACGCUGUGCAGCAGGUGCAGAUCUUCUCUGCACAGCAGCGCAGUGCUGCACAGCAGAUGCAGCGUCUUGCAGCUGCUGCCAGAGAACGAGUGCAGCAAUACCGCAGCUGCAGCACUCAGUGUGAGCAGCUGAAGCAGCAACUGCUUGCCUCCCCUGCACCUGGAGGAGUGUACCCCCCUCCCUCCGCAGGCGCUGAGCCCCCCACCUCUCUUCGUGCAGCUGAAGAGACGGCAAUGGAGCGAAUGAACAGCGCCGCGGAGCGCGAGUGGCGACGUCUUGACGCCACCGCAGCCCGUGAGGCACUGAGCUGGCGGGUGCUUGAGAGCCUCGUGCAGGUGACGUCAGACGGCAGCCACAUCGACGCUGGGAAGCUGACAGCAGCGCUGCCAGCACCCGCUGUCAGGACCCUGCUGGCUGCAGGCACUCAGGUGCCACAGCUGUACGGGGGGGUGGAUGGUCGUGAGCUGCAGCUGCCAGCGCUGCUGCAUACAGCUGCUCUGUCUCUGCGCACUCUGCACGCUGCACUGCAGCACUCUGCACAGCAUCUCACUGCACAACAACACCCUGCGCAGCAGGGCACCGCAUCAGACUGCAGUGACAGUGCCAGUGACAAGAGCCUUACAGAGCAGAAAGCUGUGAGUCUGUCAGCGUGUGUGGCAGAGCUAACACAAGAGGUAGAGCUUUGCGCUGACCGACUUCAACAUCAGAACCUGCAGCUGCUGCAGCGUCAGAACCUGCAGCAGAUGCACGGCAAGCACCUGUCCCAGACCAACGUCUCCGCCCUGCCAGAGGGGAGCUGUGGGCCCCGCCUCUCCCCACUGCCCCUGAAGGGGAUGAGUGGGGGUGAUCCACUCCCUUCACUCCCCCUGCUCACGGCCUCCCCAGAUUCGCUGCAGUUGCUGACACGACGCGUUGCCCUGGAGCGGUGCCCUCUGACGGAGGUGGUGCUGCAGACGCCUUCUGUGACCUCAGCGCAACCCUGCACCCCUGCAGCUGUGGAGGACAGUUCGCCUACACCCCACACCCCUGCGGCAGUAGUGAACAGCAAGCGUGGCGGUGGGGCGUCGCGCUCCUGCAGUAAAUCCUUCACAGGCAAAGAGAACAGGAGUCGUGGGGGUGGGGGGCACCCGCUCCCCUGCCGCACCCCCCUAGUGCCCCGUACGGGGAGCAACAUCAGGCUCCCUGCAACUGAAGGCAAAGCGACAAAGCAGACGUCGGUGGUUAGAAGCUCGACUCAGUCUCGCAGUACCUUCUUGCGAGACGCACCUGUUGGGGGCGCUGGGACCUUCUCACGAAACUCGACUUCUGGGAGCGCUGGGACUUUCUCAAGAGACUCACCUACUAAGGACGCUGGCAGGAGUGUCAGUCGAACUAUACGUGACUACGAGACGAGAGCCAAUGCCUCAUGCCGCCUCUUCUCGAAUGUGCAAAAGAAAACCCAGGGGGUUCGCACCGGAGGCCUGACGGUGGAGGAGGACGGCCAUAUAUCUUCCAGCCAAAAGGGCGUUACUCUAUCGCACCAGCGGCAUGAUGUUUGUGUUCUGCCAUCCCUGACGCCAGCCCGAGAUCCAGCAACCCCUAGAGAGGACCCCCUCUUAGCCACCCCUCGACGGGGGAUCACUACUCCUGACGGCCCCAACGAUGAUACCGUCUUUGAUCUCCUCCCCCUCUCUCCUUUCGAAGACGUGGUGGGGACCAGGAUGAGGGAGAGUCGAGGGUUUCCUUCUCUCCUCACAGCGUCCGAGAAUUUGCAGGAUCUUAAUUCUUCUUCAGGAGACCACGGACAGACCCGUAAGGUUGUGGACCCACAUUGUGGAACGGAGAUUCAAGAACCUGGACAUUCUGCCGUUGAUCAGAAUUCUAUUGUUCAUCAGAACUCUACGAUUGAUCAGAAUUCUACCAUUAGAAAAAGGUUCCCCAAAGCUGGGGAUUGUUCUGACCGGGGCAAGUUUGUUGCAAAGGGCCCGGCUAGCACGGACUUUGUGUCCUCUGUUAGUCCCCACCUCCUGCUGGGGAGCAGUGAAGGAGAUGAUUUGUGGGACUCUGCUGCAGGCGCGUCUGGUGAGUUGAGGUUUAACGAGGACGUGGAGAAGCUGAUGGAAAAAAUGAAUUUUUUAACAAGGAGUCCUGAUGUGGAGGCUCUCCCCCAGCACUUCGUGUCUAAGUACAGGCUGGGGCGUGGGGAACCAGCUGCCGAACUGCGGUGUUGGGAACCAGCUGAUGAGUCUGCUACUCUCAGGGAUCUUGAGAAAGCCGUUGAGGAGAAGGGAACCUACGUGACUUCUUAUCUUCCCUCCAUUGCCCCGUGUAAAGAGAUUGAUUUGUUAUCAUCAGUGAGUUUGAAUGAAAAUAAUAAUAAAGUUGCAUAUGACAACCAAAAAGUUGAAUUGAAUGAAGGGCCAAGAUCUCGCUCAUUUGCUUAUGAUGAAACCAAUGACCUCCAAGACAUCAGCGCUGAGUUGGCUAAAAUAUCGGCUGGUGUUUGGUCUUCCAGCACAACGCAGAGGAAAGUCUUUGGUUUAGAGACUUGCUACGAGGAGGUCGUCCCCAGCAGGAAAACCGUCCGUCGUAGCGGGGAGCUCAGCAGCGUCCUGCCCAGUAUCAAGGAGGCGAUAUUCGAGAAAACUGACCCAGAAAACCUGGACGAUUUCCUGACGCAGUUCAGGGAGAAGUUCUUGGAUCUAGACAUGGACUCGCGUGCUGCUGAAGAGGACGUAAAGAACAAGACUCAAGCACAGGAUUGCGCUACUGACGAAAGAGUGGAGGAGGAGUCGUGGGCGCUGGAGUUCCCAGACGACGAGUUUCUGGACGGCUCCCUGGCGGCGAGUCUCCUACAGGAGGCCGAGGACCUUGACGAUGGGGCGCCCUCCGUGCCCCUUGGCCUCCUGCCCCUGGACUCUGUCUUCAGCAGCGUCACGGACUCCAUCGUGUGUGGCGAGACUGACGUCAGCGCCCUACGUCAGCCUGCCGUGGGGCUCCAGGUGGCCAGGGAAGCUGUCUAG